AUGCUGUGUCGAAUUAUUUCUAGCAGAACUACAAGUUGUAGUGCUUAUAAAUGUGCUACGUUUGCUACAAAAGCUUCAAAACCAGAAAUUCCCAAGAACCCAUUAGCGUCAGUGUACUCUGCUAAUAACCAGACCACUAACGGCACUGUUUAUGAUAGGAAGCCUUUUAAAUUAACACUUCAGGCAGGAAAGACAUACUCAUGGUGUCUCUGCGGCAAGUCAAAGUCCCAACCACUGUGUGAUGGAACACACAAAGAUAUUUAUCUUAAAAUAUCUCAAAAACCUAUCAGAUUCACCGUGGAGGAAACCAAAGAGUACUGGCUUUGCAAUUGUAAGCAAACUAAAAAUCGGCCAUUCUGUGAUGGAACACAUAAACAGAAGCAAAUACAAGAGUCUACUACUGUGAGAGUUUAA
Molecule: messenger RNA, 414 nt
Organism: Leptosia nina
Lineage: Eukaryota; Metazoa; Arthropoda; Insecta; Lepidoptera; Pieridae
Source: the annotation of a GenBank genome assembly